GCAGACGACGGCCUGAUCAGCUCAGGAGUUCUUCCCAAUGAAGACCACACCUUCCAGAGGAGAGACCGUGUGGAGGUUUUAAGGUCUGACCUGUCUGCGUUCAGCUGUGAAGUCGUUCAUGAGGCAUCUGCUGUGAGCGUUACCAGAGUUUGGGGUGGACCUUCUGUUGUUGUUCAUCCAACAAGUGGACCUUCUGCUGUGGUUCCUACUCCAAGUAAAAGUCGGCCUUCUGUUGGUCUUGAUCCUCCAACAAAGACUCACUCCCUCCCUUACAUCUACACGGCGCUCUCCAAACCUGUGGGCCUCCCGGGCAUCCACGAGUUCACAGCCAUGGGUUUGCUGGACGACAGGAUGAUCGACUACUUUGACAGCGAGAAUCAGGUGAAAGUUCCCAGACAGGAGUGGAUGAGAGAGCGUUUACCUGCUGAUUACUGGGAUAAAGGCACACAGUCCCGCAAGAGCAAGCAGCAGUGGUUCAAGGUCAACAUCGGCAUCCUGAUGGAGCGAAUGAGACAGAAUGACUCAGACCUCCAUGUUCUUCAGUGGAUGCACGGCUGUGAGGGUGAGACGCAGCCUGACGGCACGCUCAGGUUUGUCCGAGGCGUGGACAUGUACGCCUACGAUGGAAACGACUUCCUGUCCUUCGAUGAUAGAAGCGGAGUCUGGGUCGCUCCGAUUCCGGAGGCACUUCUCACCAAGAGGAAGUGGGACAGCGUCCAGGUGCUGAAAGAGUACACCAAGGGAUACCUGGAGAACGAGUGCAUCGAUUGGCUGAGCAAGUUCUUGAAUUAUGAACAACAGCAGCCACGAAACACCUGUAUGUAUGACAUCUAGUUUCUGUAUUUUGAU
Molecule: messenger RNA, 849 nt
Organism: Pundamilia nyererei
Lineage: Eukaryota; Metazoa; Chordata; Actinopteri; Cichliformes; Cichlidae
Product: BOLA class I histocompatibility antigen, alpha chain BL3-6-like
Exons: 6
Biological process (GO): immune response
Cellular component (GO): external side of plasma membrane
Source: RefSeq, a predicted model, not a curated record